Ylistrum balloti is the source of this 731-nucleotide messenger RNA. RefSeq names its product protein FAM133-like. The transcript has 10 exons. Bases 99 to 629 code for a protein of 176 amino acids. Lineage: Eukaryota; Metazoa; Mollusca; Bivalvia; Pectinida; Pectinidae. The record is from RefSeq and is a predicted model, not a curated record.
AUGUAUGAUGUGGAAUAACGCCACGUAAAUUACAGCAUUCUUUUGUGUCAGUGACUCACAAAAUUGAGUGAUUGUUUUGUAAUCCUGAAGCUGUCAACAUGGGAGGUGACAAAGUAGGGAGUAAACGAAGACAUCGACAUGACAGUUCUACAUCAGACAGUUCAGACUCCAGCAGUACUUCAUCUAGUUCAGAUUCAUCACCAGAAAGAAGAAAAAAGUCUUACAGACAUUCAAGAAGUUCAUCUAGUUCAGAUUCAUCACCCAACAGAAAGAAAAAAUCCCACAAACGACCUCACAGUUCUAAAUCAGAAUAUAUUCCGCCUAAGAAGAAAGUGCACAGAAGGAGCAGAUCAUCCAGUUCCAGCUCAUCAGAGGAAGAGAAAAGGAAAAAGAAGAAACAUGAUCACAAACACAAGAAAAAAUCAAAGAAACACCAUCGACAUUCCAAAGAGGAUGGUGGCCCUGUACAGUUGUCUAAGUUCAUGAAGAGAUCGCACAGUAAAGAAGAAGGAAACCGGAGUGCCAUUUCUGGGAAGAAAAUAAAGAUGAAGGUCAAGAAAUCAAAGAAAGAUAUUGCAAUGGCCAAGAGCCGUGCUCAGAAGCUGGACUUUCUAAACGCAGUGUUGUAGGGGAAUCGACGGGACCACUCGCCCAAUUCCAGUCGUAGAACACAAUGAUAAUAUAUGUGAAUCCUAUGUAAUUUAUUAUGAAAUAAAUUUUAUAUAAUAAAA